GAACAGGAGAGAGUGGCAAGAGUACAUUUAUCAAGCAGAUGAGAAUCAUCCAUGGGUCAGGAUACUCUGAUGAAGACAAAAGGGGCUUCACCAAACUGGUGUAUCAGAACAUCUUCACAGCAAUGCAGGCCAUGAUCAGAGCUAUGGACACACUCAAGAUCCCGUACAAGUAUGAGCACAACAAGGCUCAUGCACAAUUAGUUCGAGAAGUUGAUGUGGAGAAGGUGUCUGCUUUUGAGAAUCCAUAUGUAGAUGCAAUAAAGAGUUUGUGGAAUGACCCUGGAAUCCAGGAAUGCUAUGACAGACGACGAGAAUAUCAGUUAUCUGACUCUACCAAAUACUAUCUGAAUGACUUGGACCGCGUAGCUGAUCCUUCCUACCUGCCUACGCAGCAAGAUGUGCUUAGAGUUCGAGUCCCCACCACAGGGAUCAUCGAGUACCCCUUUGACUUACAAAGUGUCAUUUUCAGGAUGGUCGAUGUAGGGGGCCAAAGAUCAGAGAGAAGAAAAUGGAUACACUGCUUUGAAAAUGUCACCUCUAUCAUGUUUCUAGUAGCGCUUAGUGAAUAUGAUCAAGUUCUCGUGGAAUCAGACAAUGAGAACCGAAUGGAAGAAAGCAAAGCACUCUUUAGAACAAUUAUCACAUAUCCCUGGUUCCAGAACUCCUCAGUUAUUCUGUUCUUAAACAAGAAAGAUCUUCUAGAGGAGAAAAUUAUGUAUUCCCACCUAGUUGACUACUUCCCAGAAUAUGAUGGACCCCAGAGAGAUGCACAAGCAGCUCGAGAAUUCAUCCUGAAGAUGUUCGUGGACCUGAACCCAGACAGUGACAAAAUUAUCUACUCCCACUUCACGUGUGCCACAGACACCGAGAACAUCCGCUUUGUCUUUGCUGCCGUCAAGGACACCAUCCUCCAGUUGAACCUGAAGGAGUACAAUCUGGUCUAAUCGUGCCUCCCAGAAACCUGCCCUUCCCUUCCCUGGUGGGCUAUUGAAGAUAUACAAGAGGGACUGUAUUUCUGUGGAAAACAAUUUGCAUAAUACUAAUUUAUUGCCGUCCUGGACUCUGUGUGAGCGUGUCCACAGAGUUUAUAGUAAAUAUUAUGAUUUUAUUUAAACUAUUCAGAGGAAAAACAGAGGAUGCUGAAGUACAGUCCCAGCACAUUUCCUCUCUAUCUUUUUUUUAGGCAAAACCUUGUGACUCAAUGUAUUUUAAAUUCUCAGUCAUGCACUCACAAAGAGUCGUUUCUCUCUUUCUCUCUCUUACUCUCUUUCUUUUCUAUUGAGCAAAACAAAGCUGAUUUCCCUUUUUCCUAAUCCAUACAUCCCUCCUGAUUUUUUUUCCCAGGUUACAAUGGCCUUUAUCCUAGUUCUAUUCUUGGUCACGUUUUUCUUUCGAAUGAUGGUCAGGACAAUGUCAUUCGAUUUAAGCCAUCCUACAUCAGCUUAACCUAACACUUUGUAGUUUUUGCUGAAGGAUUAUAUGUAUUACUACUAUGGUUUUCAAUGUAUUGCUCUGGAUACACAUCUAGUGUUUCUUUUUUGAUACAUAGUCUCGUCUAACUGGACUGGGACAAAGGAUGCCCAUCAAACAGUCAAGCGUCAUUUCUUUGAGUUUUGACCUUCAGGCAUAGUUCAUGAUUGCUCAGAGAAAUGCACAGAAGUUGGAGGCAUGGGCAAAGACACACAGAAGGAGUCCUUUCUUUUGAAAUCCAUGUGCCAUUGUCCUUUCUCCCUUCCUUGCUGAAUUCCCUGCCCCUGACUCCCCCGCCUCCACCCUUUCUUUAAAUCACAGAUGCCAAAAAACAUGCCAACAGACACUACAUUGCCCCAAUGGCUGCUACCCAGAGCCUUUUCAUAGGUUAUUUUUUGUUUUUGUUUUUUGGUUCCAACUUUUUAAAAUUUUUUCCUUUGCAAUUGGGCCACAAUUUUUAAAUGAUUUUUUUAUUAUGGGUAUGUGUUGCCAAAACUGGCUUUUUGUAAAGCAAAACAAAUUAAGACCUUACAAAAUAAAAGCCAGUGUCUUAAAGAGAGUAAGACUGUGAAGCUGAAGAUGACUGGCUGAGAAGGAACCUACCAGUUGCCAAAUAAUUGGUAACUGUAAAUCUGAUGCUCAUGGUCCAUUCUUUUCUUUGCCCUUCAGAUCACGUGGUUUAGUGUCCAGUCCCACGUUGAGUGCCCCAGAUCAGCACUGUAGAAAAGUCUCCUGUGUGGUUUAUCAUGAAAUCUGCUCAUGUCUUGUUUAUUGGAAGCCAGUUUUACUCGCUCUUAUGUCCUUUAAGUUCAAGGAAGUCUGCCAAGAACGUUGGUUGAUAGUAUUAUCCUAACACCUUUAAUUUGAAAAAAAAAAAAAAAAGUGACUGCUGGUUUAUCUCCUUCAGGAUCUUCUUGAACUGGUGACUGAUUGAGUUGAACUUAAGGAAGUUUUGUGGACUUAAAAGUAACCUCUCAGUGUUCCAUUGAACAUGUAUCUCUGUAACUGAACCUCCUAGGAGAGAUGUUUGAAAUUUUACAUGUGCAAUUUUUCAACACAUGCAAAAACUACAGCACAUUUAUCAUGAACUUCUGACAAGCAGCCUAAGUCGAGAUGUGAUUUAAGAAAGAAAUCAUGAUUGUUUUAAAGCUGCUGAGAAGUUAGCAUGAGGCCAUGACUCUAGUCUCAGUACUAUUGGGCACUAGUCUAAACAUUCAUAUAAAUCACUUUUUUGAAUAACAAAGGGGAGGGAGAAAAUUAACAGCUUUUGAGUACCAAAGUUACUGAAUAGUAAUGAAAUGUUCUUAUUCUUAAUUCUCCCAGCCUCAAACAACACAGGUUACUUUUUUUUUUUCUUUACUCAGAAAGCACCUGUAAUUUAAUUAACAGACUGCCUGUAGGUAUAGUGCAAUUACGAAUGCUCUAAUCGUUGUACAUACAUCUCUCUUGAUAUUGCAGCAUCCAUACUGGCUUUGUAAUCAUUAAUUUUUUUGGCAGAUUGAAUGUGCUGUAUUGAUAUGUAUCUAUGUAAUUGUAUUGUAUGUCUUAUAGCUAAUUCACAUUUUGAAUAAUGUUAUUUUAUUUACUUUUUUAAGAGAGGAGAAUGUAAAUUUGUCAGUUUAUUUCUGACUAGGGAUAUUUUUUUCCAUUAAGAAAAGAAGAAAAAAACAAAAACCUUACUAUCGUACAGAGCGGUACUAGCAUCGUGCUGUAUAAAAUCAUUUGCACAUUCCUGAGUAGAGGUAUACUGAUUCUAAGACCCAAAGGUAAUUUCAUAGCAAAAUACAUAAAAUCAGUCGGAGCUUUUAUACAAACAUGGAAACCAACUUUGUAGAACUUUUGCCAUUUGAUCUAGGAUUGGAAUAUGAGCUUUUAUACAAUUCAUAUUCUUAUUUGGCAAAUGCACAGUUUAGUAUUACCUCUCUGAUGGCCUUUAUUAGAGAAAGGCAGUUUUAGAAGCUAUUGUGAUCCACUAAGGAAACGUUUUAACAGCUAGAGACCACUGCUUGCCUGAAAGGGCGAUCUUAAAUUUGGUGCAGCAAAAAAUAAAACAAAAAAAUACAAAAAUAAAAACAAAAAAAAUGUAAACAGCAACAUUUGAUGGCCUACAGUGUGUAUAGAGAAAACCUCAUCACAAGAUCAUAAGUGUUACAGUUUUAGGGAAUCAAGAUAUUCUAUUUAAUAGAGCUCUAGUAGAUGUAGUUGAUUAAACCUGAUCUCAAAGCUCGAAGAAGCUGAGCAAAACAGGGAAAGAUUGUUAUAUUUGUCUUUAUGAAGUUGGGAUGGAAUUUGCUAUGCAGAAUUGAGGUUUGUGGCUUUGCUGCUUAUCUUGGGGUGCAUGACAGGAUCCCUUCUUUUGAGAAGGGAAAUAAUUGAUCACCCUAGCUGCAGUAAGGCAUAGAAACCUAAUUGUAUUCACACUAGUCAAUCGAAGCUACAGGAUUUUUUGUUGAUAUUGUUUCUUUGGGGUUUUAUUGAAGGGGCGAGGGGCGGGAAGGGAUUCUUUUCAGUUUUGUAUAAAACAAAGUUUACUCAUGCUUUCUAUUGUGAUUGCUCUAAGCGUGUGCCACUGGACUCCUGUUGUUGAUGCUCUAGGUAAUGGAGGCUUGUGGCAAGUUUUAUGGUGACUUGGGCAUGUCUUAUUCAAAAACAAAACACAAAACACAGAAACCUUUCUUCAGCAUACCAAGGCAAGCAGCCAUUUCAUGACUCACGUAACACAUUGCAGUGUACCAGUUUACAGAUAAUUUUUUCUUUUUUUUUAAUUUUUUUAUUUUUGUUUCUGCUUGAUGCGGCAGUUCUAACCCACAGAGAAUUCCUUAUUUGUAAAUUGGAGGUUUUUACUAUGCCUUACAGAGCUUAAAUUCAGAAGUUUGUGCCUCGAAUCUGAAACAAAGGGAAAUAACACACUUAUUUAAAAGUCAGUAAAUCCCCUAGAAGUUAUCGGUUUUUUUUUUUUUCUUUCUUAACAUUUCCAUGUAAAGAGCUCUGUUGAAUGUCAUGAAUAGAUGUCGGGGGAAAGAAAAAUCUUAGGAACCUGCACUUGUUAUUCACUAGCAGAUGACAUCUACAGAAGGUAUUUGAAGAACACCAGAAACUUUCUUUUUCUUUUUCCUUUUUUUUUUUUCUUUUUUUAAAUGAGAUCAACUACCAGGCCUGAUAUUUUAAAAAGGUAAUUCAGCUAAAGGGCAAUUUACUUUUUUGUACUUCAGACUAUCUUGAUUGUCAAGGUGUACGAACUGUAAUUUUAAAAUUUAUACUGCCACAUGAUUGUAAAUUUUAGUUGUCUUAAGUUAGGAAUUGGUGGAAAGCUAUUUAUGCUGGAUUUGGGUCAAAAUGACUUAUCUGCAAAAAAAUAAAAAUAAUAAUGGGAAGAAAGGGCUGCAUAAUAAGAUACUGCAAGACUCAAAUAUUGGUUGGAAAUUCCCCUCAGAUUACCCUCAAUUUCCCUUUGUUUUCACUUUCUCAAGAAGAACGAAUGAAAUGAAUUAUAGCAGAAUGUUAACCCAUAUAAAAAUAAAGUGUACCCAAAUAUUGUAAUGCAUAUUGCUGCUCUUCUUAAAAAUCAAUGAGGGUCUUAAACCACUUAAUUGGCAAUUAAUAACAUCUCAAAUUCAUGAAAAUAAGGUGUGCUUGGUAUACAUUCAUAUUUUCUUCCAAAGAGAUAUCUUUGGUUAGAAACACACACAAAAUCAAAACUAAGAAUAUCAUAUGUUUAACUAUCUCUACAUAUUUCCAGCAUAUGUAGCGUUAAUAGAUCUGUCCUGGUACCUGUGUCUUGGGGAUUUCAUUUUAGUUCCAUCAAGUUAGGAAAAGAAAUGGCUUAGUUGUAUAUGAUUAGCUAGAUGUUUUUGGAGCCAGACACCUGCUGUUUAGUAGUUAACUUAGUACAGUCUAAACUUGUCAUUUGUUUUCCUCACAGAGUAACCAUUUCCUGUUCUCUUCCCUACUACCACUGCCCUUUCAAUAACACUCUUGCCUCUAGAAUCAUAUGUUCCAAGUAUGCAUACACACCUAGCACAUAGUAGGUGCUCAAAUAUUAAUUUCCUCCUUACCUUUCUUACCAUGUAGCCUCCAUUUCCCCAUAUGAUUCCAACCCAAGCUCUUGGGUAAAAUUGGAUUUUAUUUGGAUAAAGAAUUCUGACUUUGGUAGAAGUUUUUGGUAGACAGAAAAUAAUAACAGGGAGGAAGGUAUUAUUCUUCAGUAGAAUAUUUUUAGGUUUAGGAAAGAAAGAUGGAAAAUUACUGUGUAACUUUGUCCAGGUGACUUGGAUUGAAACACAUGUUUUUUGUGGAUUUCUUUUCCUCAAAGAACUCUCUAAAUGCAACUUCUUGCUGGAUUCCUCACCCAUCACGUUGGAACCCCUGACUAGACCAUGUAUUUAGGGAGUUUUGUCAGAAAACAUUUUUAACUUACAGUAUUUAAAAGAAUCAUAUUUACUGUUCUUAAAAUGUCAUUCAAUGCAUGUAUUGUCUAUUGUUUGGGGAUGGGAACUAGUUUUGCAAAAACACCUAAUGUUGUAUAAUAAUGCCCCAAUGAUCUUGCUGGUUAAAAAUACAGUAUUUUUGGCCAUAA
This is a messenger RNA of Ictidomys tridecemlineatus (thirteen-lined ground squirrel), 6046 nucleotides long. NCBI's taxonomy places the organism in Eukaryota, Metazoa, Chordata, Mammalia, Rodentia, Sciuridae. The record is from RefSeq and is a predicted model, not a curated record.